Molecule: messenger RNA, 690 nt
Organism: Punica granatum (pomegranate)
Lineage: Eukaryota; Viridiplantae; Streptophyta; Magnoliopsida; Myrtales; Lythraceae
Source: RefSeq, a predicted model, not a curated record
CAUCCGGCCCUUUAUUAAGGAGCAGACUCCGCUCCAUCAUCUGUUUCAUCCUCCUCCUGCGAGUGUGGGCUGUUCUUCAACAGGGCAAGGCAAUGGCGUCCUUCUCAUUGCGAACUGUGUUCAGUGCCAUGGCCAUGUUCGCUCUCGCUUGCGCCAUUUGUUGGCCCCCCUCCGUAGCCAAGGCAGAUUCCAUGGCCCCUGCUCCUGCCCCCGCUAGCGAUGGGACGUCGAUCGACCAGGGAAUCGCCUAUGUGCUGAUGCUCAUGGCAUUGCUGCUCACGUACCUCAUCCACCCGCUCGACGCCUCUUCCAGCUUCUUCUUCUGAUCCGGGGGUUCGUCUUGUCCUGAUGGCACAUUCUGGAGUCUGAGCGUAUAACUUUUCUUCUGAUGGCAUAUUCUUCCCCUGUCAUGGUGCAUACAUACGUCAAAUUCUCAUCUCAAUUUCCGGAGGCACCUCAUGGGUUAACACGCCUUAAACAUUCUAUGCUGCUCUACAUAAUCUCAUAAUCCGAACCGAACCGGUGCUCUAUGUCAUCUUUGACGCUUUGGCUACCCAUUUCCAUAGUUAUAAUCGAUGCAGAGAUAAAUGGAAUUAUUAUUCAAGAAUCAAUAAUAAUUAUUCCAACAUUUCUUCCCACCGAAUAUGUAACGUUCAACAAGGAUAAUGAGGCAACAGCACAUCCCAUUCC